Molecule: messenger RNA, 11317 nt
Organism: Diospyros lotus (date-plum)
Lineage: Eukaryota; Viridiplantae; Streptophyta; Magnoliopsida; Ericales; Ebenaceae
Product: chromatin structure-remodeling complex protein SYD
Exons: 32
Coding region: 185-11005 (3606 amino acids)
Biological process (GO): positive regulation of transcription by RNA polymerase II
Cellular component (GO): nucleus
Molecular function (GO): DNA binding; ATP binding; ATP-dependent chromatin remodeler activity
Source: RefSeq, a predicted model, not a curated record
GGGACGAACUCCCAGCGUUGAAGAGCCUGCGAAGCUGCAAUUACUCUCUUUCUAGGGCUCAUUUCUCCCACCCGACGAGAGAGAAAGCGAGAGCCGAGGAAGCUAAAAUCAACUCUUCUAAUUGCCGUUUCCUUUCGAUGUAGAGCAAAUUCUCCUAUUCUGAACUCCGAUCAGUUCAAGUGAGAUGGCAGCUCCACAUAAUGUUGAGCUGGAAGCUGCAAAGUUCCUACAUAAACUCAUUCAGGAAUCUACAGAUGAGCCUACAAAAUUGGCUAGAAAACUUUAUGUGAUUUUGCAACACAUGAGAUCAAGUGGGAAAGAAAAUUCUAUGCCAUAUCAUGUGAUAUCAAGGGCAAUGGAGACUGUUAUCAAUCAACAUGGCCUUGAUAUUGAGUCUCUGAAGUCGUCACACCUUCCUUUGACUAGCGGUACCCAUAUUGGAGAUUCUUCUUCAACACAGUUUGCAGGGUCUUCCCUCAUGGGUACUAUUCCAAAGGAUUCUAAACUUGGAAGGACUGAAAAUGAGGUUGCCAGUUCGCCUGCUUCAAGCAGGCCGCCUGUUGGGCCCAGCAGUGCAGGACGUGAUAUUUUUCAAGGAUCUGUGUCUCAUCUCCGAAAUAAGUCUUUUGAUCAUGAAAGUCCAUCCAGUUUUGAGACUAGGUCUGCCAAUUCUCAGUCACAGGAAAGGCAUGAUACAUCAAACUGGGAGAAGGCAAAUCAAAAUGACUCUAAGAAAGCUGGCAGUAAGAGAAAGAGGGCCGAUCCGCCAACUGCCACUGAUUCACAUAUUGAAAAUCCCCAGAAACUUGAUAAUCGUGGCAUUAAUUCAGGCAGGGGGAAUUUAGUAAACAAGGUUGAACCAUCUGGGACUUUAUCUGUUAAAAACAGCGACAAUAUUCAGUUCAAUAUGGUUCAAGGAAGCAGUCAGAUGGAAAAUAUUGCAUCUUUACCUAGUAGCAUGAGAUCAUCAAAUGUUGCCAGUUUGAUGUCACGAGGUGCAAAUUCAAAGUACUCCGAAGAUGUGGAAGUUUCUUCUGCUCAUAGUGCUUUAGGACUACAGCAAGGAGGCUCUCAGCUGCCAGCGCAGUAUGGCUUUAAUUCUAGGGGUUUGUGGAAUCAAAAUAGAGUAGGAUUCUCACUUGAAAAAUCCCAAGUGCCAAGGUUUCCUUCUGGUGCUGGAUUUGCUAAUUCAACAGCAGAAACAUUGAUACACCAGUCAACUGCUCCUAUUGGAUCAGGUCCAUCUGGUGAGGUUCACGGAACAACCCCUGGUGACUCUAGUUCAUGUGCACCAGUAGAAACUGCAGUCCAGGGUCCGAUGCAUUUCAUGAGUUCUUCAUAUGAAAAUCCUGGUUUGGUCGCAAGGAUUAAUGAAGAAAGAAGCAGGGAAGCCUUUUCAGCCUCUCCUUCAGUUGAGUUCUCUGCUGGUAAGGUCACAGUAGAUUCUGAGUACUGGAAGCAUGGGUUCACGAAAGGUGCAGUAACUAAUACUUCUGAGAGACAUGGAGAACCCCAAAUCUUUUCAGCUAAUCGUGGGGAAUUAGGAUCCUCAACUCUGUCUACUGGGAAGACAUUGGAGCAUAAUGAUGGACCUUUGAAUGAACUACCAAAUGCAAAUAAGAUAGUUCAGAGUGGCAUUCCGGGAAAUUUUAUGGAAAUGAACAUCUUUAGAGGCCCAGUUCCUAGAGAUACAGGAAAAUUUCUGAUUUCUCAGGCUCCUGGUGUAUCUAACAUGCCUUUCAAGGAGCAACAUCUAAAACAGCUCAGAGCUCAGUGCCUCGUGUUCUUGGCAUUCAGGAAUGGUCUGAUGCCAAAGAAGCUACAUCUUGAAAUUGCAUUGGGAAACUUCCUUCAAAAAGAAGAUGCUUCUCGCAAAGAGCUGAUUGAUCAUAAAGGAAAAGGGCUCUCAAUUAAUGAUCAAAGUUACAAUUCUGGAGUUCUCCCUGUCCCUGGGGCUAGUUUGUCAAAAGAAUCUGAGGACCCAAACCUCAUGGGGGACAAGAGUCACCUGCCUUCUGAUCUUUCUGCACAAGCAGAAGAAAGGUGGCAUCCUUUAGCCACAAGAGGAAGAAGUGAGGCUGAGGCAUCGAUUCAGGAAAUACUAGAUCCGCAGGCAUUCCUAUCUAGGGGCUCACAACUGGAUUCUUCAAGAGUGAGGGAUUUAUCUGUUAGUAGUCAGAAAGAGGAUUCAAGGAAUGGACAGCAGGCUGGGAAUGCAAAGCAAGCUUCCUCUCUUAUGGGCAUAAACAAGCAGACAAAACCUGAGUUGAUCAACUGGACUGGGGCUGGUAAUGAGUUUGCUGAUGGAUCAGUUCCUGGGUCUGUCAUCUCUCAAGAAUCAGUGUCAGAAAGAAGAGAUGGUGCUCCAAGUCAAUUGCAGAUCCUUCCCGACUCUAGCAUUCAAGGAAGCCGACAUGCUGGUAGUCAUUUGCCUAGUUUUCCAUCAGGAGAACAUUGGAAGCCUAUUUCAGGAACUGAAGCUGAACGCCAAACUGUGAUGACUAUGAAGGAUGCAAAUGUCUUGUUGAAGAAUGUGUCUGAGGAUUAUCAAAAAAUUUCUGAGGUUCAAAGAAGAUGUAUUCCAGAUGGAUGCAAAAGUAUACUUCCUGACAUGCAAAAGAAUGGUAGUGGAGGUCCCAUAAUGCCAGAAACUGACCAACAGGAGGAAGAUAUGUCUUCACAUGCAGAUUUAGCACCAUCUCCUACUUGUACCACAUCAGAGAAGUGGAUUAUUGAACAGCAGAAGAGGAAACUCUCAAUUGAGAAAAAUUGGGCGCUAAAACAACAAAAGACAGCACGGAGAAUUGCUUCUUGUUCUGAAAAAUUAAAGGAAUCAGUGAGCUCAUCUGGAGAUAUUUCUGCCAAAACCAAAAGUGUUAUAGAACUCAAAAAACUUCAACUAUUGGAGCUUCAGCGCCGUCUCCGUAGUGAUAUAUUGACUGAAUUCUUCAAACCAAUAGCAACUGAGAUGGACCGUUUGAAAUCAAUUAAGAAGCAUAGAAUAGGUAGGAGGCCAAAACAAAUUGAAAGAUUUGAGCAGAGAAUGAAGGAAGAACGCCAAAAAAGAAUUCGUGAGAGGCAGAAAGAGUUCUUCAGUGAAAUAGAAGUUCACAAGGAGAGACUGGAUGAUGUAUUCAAAAUAAAGCGGGAACGUUGGAAGGGUUUUAAUAGAUACAUAAGGGAGUUCCAUAAGAGGAAGGAGCGGAUUCAUCGUGAGAAGAUUGACCGUAUACAGCGUGAGAAGAUCAAUUUGUUGAAAAUAAAUGAUGUGGAGGGGUACCUUCGAAUGGUUCAGGAUGCAAAAUCAGAUCGCGUCAAGCAGCUGCUAAAAGAGACUGAGAAAUAUCUUCAGAAGUUAGGGUCCAAACUUCAAGCGGCAAAGGUUGUGGCGAGACGAUUUGAGACUGAUGUUGAUGAGAACCAAGCUGCAUAUUUUAUUGACAACGAUAUUGUAGUGGAUAAUGAAGAUGAAGCUGAUCAGGCAAAGCAUUAUCUGGAAAGCAAUGAAAAGUACUAUCUGAUGGCUCAUAGCAUAAAAGAGAAUAUUACAGAGCAGCCAACUUGUCUUCACGGUGGAAAACUGAGAGAGUAUCAAAUGAAUGGGCUAAGGUGGUUGGUUUCACUGUACAAUAACCAUUUGAAUGGCAUACUUGCAGAUGAAAUGGGCCUUGGUAAAACUGUUCAGGUUAUUGCUCUAAUUUGUUACCUAAUGGAGGCAAAAAAUGACAGAGGACCAUUUUUAGUUGUAGUCCCAUCUUCAGUUCUUCCCGGAUGGGAAUCAGAAAUCAACUUUUGGGCUCCUAGUGUCAACAGAAUUGUCUAUUCUGGGCCUCCAGAGGAACGACGCAGGCUAUUUAAGGAAAGAAUUAUUCAGCAGAAGUUCAAUGUCCUCUUGACGACAUAUGAGUAUCUGAUGAACAAGCAUGAUAGACCAAAAUUAAGCAAAGUACAUUGGCAUUAUAUCAUUAUUGACGAGGGACAUCGCAUCAAGAAUGCUUCUUGCAAGUUGAAUGCUGAUCUGAAGCACUAUCAUAGCUCUCACAGGUUGCUUUUGACUGGGACACCACUACAGAAUAAUCUUGAGGAACUAUGGGCAUUACUUAAUUUCUUGUUGCCAAAUAUUUUUAAUUCUUCGGAGGAUUUUUCUCAAUGGUUCAAUAAACCAUUUGAGAGCAAUGGUGAUAGUUCGCCUGAUGAAGCCUUACUGUCUGAGGAGGAGAAUCUUCUGAUUAUUAAUCGCCUUCACCAAGUUUUGCGACCAUUUGUACUCCGGAGGCUGAAACACAAGGUUGAAAAUCAGUUACCUGAAAAGAUUGAAAGACUUGUAAGAUGUGAGGCCUCUGCAUAUCAGAAGCUUUUAAUGAAGAGGGUUGAAGAGAAUCUUGGAGCAAUUGGAACUUCAAAGGCUCGGUCAGUACACAACUCUGUUAUGGAGCUGCGGAACAUUUGCAAUCAUCCAUAUCUGAGCCAGCUUCAUGUGGAAGAGGUUCAUGAAUUUAUCCCUAACCAUUAUCUGCCAAAUAUUGUGAGACUCUGUGGGAAGCUUGAAAUGUUAGACCGUUUACUACCAAAACUAAAAGCGACAGAUCAUCGGGUCCUUUUCUUUUCCACAAUGACUAGGCUGCUUGAUGUUAUGGAAGAUUAUCUGUGCUGGAAACAAUACCGGUAUCUUCGCUUGGAUGGGCAUACAUCUGGGGGUGAACGUGGAGCCCUUAUUGAGAAUUUCAAUCAACCGGGUUCUCCUUUUUUCAUAUUUCUGCUCAGCAUCCGAGCGGGAGGUGUUGGGGUGAACCUUCAAGCCGCUGAUACUGUGAUCAUUUUUGAUACAGAUUGGAAUCCACAGGUUGAUCUUCAAGCACAGGCAAGGGCUCAUAGGAUUGGUCAGAAGAAAGAUGUGCUUGUUCUUCGAUUAGAAACGGUGCAAACUGUGGAGGAACAAGUUAGAGCUGCAGCUGAACACAAAUUGGGAGUUGCAAAUCAGAGCAUUACUGCUGGGUUUUUUGACAAUAAUACGAGUGCAGAAGAUAGGAGAGAAUACUUGGAGUCCCUCCUGCGGGUGUGUAAGAAAGAGGAAGCUGCACCAGUUUUGGAUGAUGAUGCUCUAAAUGACCUCAUAGCACGCAGUGAAUCAGAGAUUGAUAUAUUUGAAUCAGUUGACAGGCAAAGGAAGGAGCAAGAGAUGGGAAUGUGGAAAAAGAUGGUAUUCGGAUAUGUGAAAGAUGGCUCUGAGCCUAUACCUCCCUUGCCUUCUCGGCUGAUAACAGAUGAUGAUCUGAAGCCAUUCUAUGAAGCAAUGAAAAUAUAUGAAGUAUCCGAUCCAAGAGUGGUUUCUAAUGUUGGGCCAAAGCGGAAGGGUGAGUAUCUUGGAGGCCUGGAUACGCAACAAUAUGGAAGGGGCAAACGAGCAAGAGAGGUGCGGUCUUAUGAAGAGCAAUGGACAGAAGAAGAAUUUGAGAAGUUGUGCCAGGUGGAGUCCCCUGGGUCCCCUAAACUGAAGGAAGAAAGGGUUGAUGCCAACUCACUGGUAGUGGUCAGUGGGUCUAUCACUUCCACUGUUAAAACAGAGCCACCAGCAGUAGCCAUGGUGUCCCCACAACCAUCUCUACAGCUGCCAAUGCAGCAAAGCAAAGAGGUAACGCCUCCGUCUAAACGGGGCCGUGGAAGGCCAAAGAGGGUAACUACAGAUGUCUCCCAAUCUGCAGUAUCUCCAGCACUCUCUGGAGCCAGUAAAACAGAUAUGUUGUCCCAGAGCAGGCCAGCUUCUGGCUUUCCUGGGGUACCUGGAGCUGAUUCAGUGCCUAGUUAUGUUACAGAAAAAGCUGCUAGUGGAUCCCAUCCUAAAUUUGGUGUAUGGAUUGCUCCUAGCUCUGAGUCAACGCCCGCUCUUCCUUCUGUUUCUAUUUCUUCUCUGGCCACUUCGGCAACUUCCGUUUCUGUUGGUGCUGAUGCCACAGCUGUUGCUCCUUCCCCUUCUCCAAUGGUGCAAGUGAAAGGACAAACUCGGAAAACUAGAUUUGGGGCAGAAGCACCCAGGCGUAGAAGCAAGAAGCAGGCUUCAUUACCACCUGCUGUUCCAGUUCCUGCAGUUCCUCCUGUGUCUUUGACGACAGAAAUGGUGGCACAGAGGGAACCGAUUUCCAGUCUCCCAGCAGCCUCUUGUCUUGAUUCUGUAACUGGUUCUGCUAAGGUGAACUGUAAUGAACAAGGUAUGGUCUCACCUUCUGUUCUGGUUCUACCGACAUCAUCUGAAUCUGGGAAAAAGGAUUUAGGAUCAGAAACGCAUCCUCUUUCUGUUGAUCCAAUAUCAUCUGAAUCUGGGAAACAGGAUUUGGGAUCUGAAACACAGCCUGUUUCUUGCAAUCUCAUGGUCUCUGUUUCUGAUUCUUCUCCUGCUACUUCUAUUGUAACAGGUGUUAAGGCAACUGUGCCUAAUUUUGGAGCCGACAUUGUUUCUAGUUGUCAGCCAAAUUCUUUGUUGACUUCUGUUCCCCCUGGUUCACAAUCUGUUCCUUCCAAUCCUCCCAUGCCAAAGCAAACUAAAGGACGAGGUCGUGCACCUCAAAGUGGAGUGGAGGCACCCCGGCGCAGAGGAAGGAAACUAGAUCCUGUUGCACCUGUUGCUGUAGAUGGUCUAUCUGGCCAGGAUUCAAACUCUAAUGAACAACCUCAGAGCAAACAACUUGUAUCAUCAGGGAGAAAAUCUGUUGUCACGAGAAGAAAGAGACAGAAUGAAGCUAUGGAGCUGACAAAUGUUGCGCAUGCACUCUCAUCUGAGGUCCAGAUCUCUGAUAAUUUACAUGGUUCAGAUGCAAAACCAACUGGCCAAUCAGAUUAUUUGUCCCAGAGCAAGCAGGAAAAUUGUUUCUCAAUAGCAAGUAACAGUGCUUCCAUCUCUUUGGAUGCAAGUGACAGUCAAACUGUUAAAAGAGAUGAAAAAUCACAAGAGACAGAAGUUCCUGUUCUAGAGGCAAAUGUUUUGUCAGAGUCUUCAAUGUCUGGGACUAAGAGUUUGGAGGACAAAAACAAAUUUUCAACAUUGGAGACAGCAGAUAAAGUUGAUACCGAGAUCCAAAAGACGGAGAAGGAUGUUUCUGCAAAAAUACCAGAGCAAAGUGAUCCUGUUAUGCAGAAUGCUGUCGAUUUAAAGUUAGAGGUUCAUAAACUUGAAGGAAAAAAAGUUGAUGUUAGUUUGCGUGAAAAUAUGCAAAAUUUAUGUGGUCUAGAUGAAGAGAACUUGAAGUUGAAAACUAAUAUGGAAGGCACUUCAAUUGUUCCUCCCAAUUUUGAACCAUUAGACAUUGUGCCUCAUGAGAAACCUCCUGCUUCUGAUGCUUCAGUUUUGGGAACAAUAGCUUCAGUUGGGGACCAUUCAAGGAACAAUUCUGAGGUUCAAUCUAUGAAGCAAGAUGAGAAAGAAGAAAUGAAGUGUUCUGGUCUAGAUGAAAUGGUUGUUUCAGAACCUGGGGAGACUCUGAAUUUGGAGAAGACUUGUACUUUGUCAAUGUUGGGAAAAGAAGUUCCAGUUGUCAAUCCUGAUACUGAAAAAAUGGAGAAAGAAGCUGAUGCGGAAGUACAAGAGAGCAGUGAUCAUAUUUUGCAGGGUGCUGUUGUUACUGAUGAGGCUUGUGGACCUGAAACUGAAGCCAAUUCUGGUUCUUUUCUGCAUGAGUCAGGUCCAAGAGGUCUGGUCCUUGCAAAUUCAGUUGUGGGGACUAAUGUAGAAGAAGAGAGCAAGGCUUCUGGUUUAGAUGAUUUAGGCAUUUCAGUGCCCGCAGAGAUGCAGAACUUGGAGGAGAAAAUGUGUUCUACUUUGCCAAAGUUGGAAAGAGAAGCUCCAGGCCCUGGUGCUGAAACUGAGAAGGAAGCUGACGCAGAAGCACUAAAGAGCAGUGAUCCUAUUUUGCAGACUGUUAUUGAUACAAAGCCUGAGGCUUCUGCACCAGAAACCAAGAUUGUUUCUGGUUCUUCUGAAUACGAGGCAGAUCCAAUAGGUCUAGUCAAAACAAACUCAAUUGCGGGGACCAAUGUAGAAGAAGAAAGGAAGGUUUCUGGUCUAGAUUAUUUAGUCAUUUCAGAGCCUGGGGUGACUAGGAAUUUUGAUGAGAAAAAGUGUUCCCCUCUGUCAAUUUUGGAAACAGCUGCCCCAGUUGAUGCUGAAACUGGAGAGACUGAGAAGGAAGGUGAUGCAGAAGUACAAAAGAGCAGUGACCCUUUGUUGCAGUGUGCUAUUGUUACAAAGCCUGUGGUUGACGGACCAGAAACACAGAUCAAUUCUGGUUCUUUUGAACAUGAGGCAGAUCCUAGAGGUCCAGUCCAAGUAAACUCAAGUGUGGGAACUAACGUGGAAUACUCUUCAGCUGUUGCUGAGCCAUUGGAAGACGCAUGUCAUGAUAAAGUUCUUGCGCAUGUUCCUCCAGUUUUGGGAAAUGAACCUCCAGGUUUGGACCUUACAGUGGAUAAGUUCAAGGAUCUAUCAGGGAAGGACAAAGCUAAAGAACAAGAAACUAAAUGUCCAGCUCCUGACUGUGCAGUCGGCUCAGAUCCAGGGUCAAGUAAGAUUUUGGAGGAGGAUAAGUUUUCAACUUUAUCAGUGUUAGAGGCUGGUGAUCUAGCAUCUGAUCCUGAGACUGAGAUGUCUGAGAAGAAGGUUAAUGCAGAAGCACGAAUUGAGGAUCAAUCUGGGAAAGAAGAAGCUAAAGAACAAGAAGUGGAAUGUCUGGAUCCUGACUACAUAGCUGCCUCAGAUCAUGGAGAGACUAAGAUUUUGGAGGAGAAAAGUUUUUUAACAAUGUCAAUGUUGGAAAGAGCUGCUCCGGCAGUUGAUCCUGAUAUUGAGAUGUCUGAGAAGGAAGUUAGUGCAGAAGGAAAAGAUUGCAAGAGUGUCGUUGGUUCGUCUGGAAAUGUAUUGGGCCCUACAGACCAUGUCAAUGCUGAACCACUGAAUGAUGUGCCUUGUGAGAAACCUGCUGUUCCUGAUGCUUCAAUUUCUGACACUGAAAUUACAGUUCAGGCCAUUGUAAUCGAUGCUGAUAUUCCACCUGGCAGGGAUUAUGCAGCAGAGCAAGAAAACAAAGGUCAUCUUCUAGACAAGUCUGAGGUUAAAUCUACGAAGCAAGAUGACAAAGAAGAAGAAGGGAAAUAUUCUGGUCUAGACGAAUUGGUUGUUUCAGAGUCUGGGGGGACUCAGAAUUCGGAGAAGACUUGUACUUUGUCAAGGUUGGGAAAAGAAGUUCCAGUUAUCGAUGCUGAUACUGAAAAAAUGAAGGAAGCUGAUGGAGAAGCACAAGAGAGCAGUGAUUGUAUUUUGCAGGGUGUUGUUACAGAUGAGGCUUGUGGACCUGAAAUUGAAACCAAUUCUGAUUCUAUUCAGCAUGAGGCGGGUCCAAGAGGUCUGGUCCUUGCAAAUUCAAUUGUGGGGACUAAUGUAGAAGAAGAAAGCAAGGCUUCUGGUUUAGAUGAAUUAGUCAUUUCAGUGCCCGGGGAGAUACAGGACUUGGAGGAGAAAAUGUGUUCUACUUUGCCAACGUUGGAAAGAGAAGCUCCAGGCCCUGACGCUGAAACUGAGAAGGAAGCUGUUGCAGAAACACUAAGGAGCAGUGAUCCUAUUUCGCAGGCUAUUAUUGAUGAAAUGCCUGAGGCUUCUGCACUGGAAACCAAGAAUGCUUCUGGUUCUUUUGAAUAUGAGGCAGAUCCGAUAGGUCUAGUCCAAGCAAACUCAAUUGUGGGGACUAAUGUUGAAGAAGAAAGGAAGGUUUCUGGUCUAAAUGAUUUAGUCAUUUUGGAGCCUGGGGUGACCAAGAAUUUUGAGGAGAAAAAGUGUUACCCUCUGUCAAUUUUGGAAACAGCUGCCUCAGUUGAUGCUGAAACUGGAAAGACUGAUAAGGAAGCUGAUGUAGAAGCACAAAAGUGCAGUGAUCCUUUAUUGCAGUGUGCUAAGCCUGUGGUUUAUGGACCAGAAACAAAGAUCAAUUCUGGUUCUUAUGAACAUGAGGCAGAUCCUAGAGGUCCAGACCUAGCAAACUCUAGUGCAGGAACGAACAUGGAAUACUCUUCAGCUGUUUCCGAUCCAUUGGAAGACAAAUGUCAUGAGAAACUUCUUGUGCCUGAUCCUCCAGUUUUGGGAAAGGAAUCUCCAGGUGUAGACCUUACAGUGGAUACGUUCGAGGAUCAAUCAGGGAACAACAAAGCUAAAGAACAAGAAACUGAAUGUCCGGCUCCUGAAUGUGCGGUUGGCUCAGAUCCAGGGUCGAGUAAGAUCUUGGAGGAGGAUAAGUUUUCAACUUUGUCAGUGUCAGGGACAGGUGAUCCAGCAUUUGAUCCUGAGACUGAGAUGUCUGAGGAGGUGGUUAAUGCAGAAGCACGAUUUGAGAGUCAAUCUGGGAAAGAUGAAGCUAAAGAACAAGAAGUGGAAUGUCAGGCUCCUGAUGACAUAGUUGCCUCAGAUCAUGGGGAGACUAAGAUAUUGGAGGAAAAAAGUGUUUCAACAAUGUCAAUAUUGGAAAGAGCUGCUCCGGAAGUUGAUCCUGAUAUUGAGAUGUCUGAGAAGGAAGUUAGUGCAGAAGGAAAAGAUUGUAAAAGUGUGGUUGGUUCUUCUGGAAACGUGCCUUGUGAGAAACCUGAUGUUCCUUAUGCUUCAAUUUCUGACACCGCAAUCACAGUUCAGGCCAUUGUAAUCGAUGCUGAUAUGCCAGCAGGGAGGGAAUAUGCAGCAGUGCAAGAAAACGGAGUUCAUCUUCUAAAUACUGGUCCUUCGGAAAACCAGAUAAACACUGGUCCUCCUGAAAGCUUGGAAGAAUUGACAGAUGUCAUGCAAGAAAGCCUGGUUACAGGGCCUGAAGUUGAUGCCCCUUCUGAAAUUCCUCCCAAUCCCCCCCUUAAUGACAGGCCCUCUGAGGAACAACAUAGAUUAGAAGCGUCUCAGCAGGGCGAUUCUGGGUCUGAAGGGGCAAAGGACUCUUCCUCUGCAGCAGAGAAUGAAUCUGAAUCUGCUGCCCAGGUACAAUGACUGGAUAUAUAACAAAUUUCUCUCAUUUUGAUGGCUUCAGAUUGGAUUAAGCACUGUGGUGUUGGUUGGCUUCAUUGUACAUUGUGUAAAGGCCGGCAGCAUAGAAUAGGAAGAAGCCCUUGCUGUUACAGAAGCUCUAGCUUUUUGUUGGUAAUAUAUUUAGCCAUGCCCUCCUAUGUUUUCUCACUACAUGGGUGUGUAUAUAUGGAUCUGUAUUUUUGCUGAUCAUUAACAAACCUAUCGGCCAUUCCUUUUGUGGUAAAUUAAUCUCUCUGCCGUCUGUAUACAAAGAUAAUAUAGCAAACUUUUAUC